This is a messenger RNA of Phycodurus eques (leafy seadragon), 5912 nucleotides long. It is a transcript of the gene chpfa, whose product is annotated as chondroitin polymerizing factor a. NCBI's taxonomy places the organism in Eukaryota, Metazoa, Chordata, Actinopteri, Syngnathiformes, Syngnathidae. The transcript has 4 exons. The record is from RefSeq and is a predicted model, not a curated record. The coding region runs from base 172 to 2448 and encodes 758 amino acids. Gene Ontology annotation, cellular component: Golgi cisterna membrane. Gene Ontology annotation, molecular function: glucuronosyl-N-acetylgalactosaminyl-proteoglycan 4-beta-N-acetylgalactosaminyltransferase activity.
GUAAGCAGCGGUCCUGACACGUAAGAGACCCACGCAAAUUUGGGAAAGGAACAAGUUUCUUUUCCCACAAGUUGGACGAGGAAACACACUUGAUGUAGUCGACCUGUAGCGUCUGUACAAAACCCCGCCGGAGGUUCCUUCAAACCGGUAGAGAGGAGCCGAGGCGCCACUAUGAGGUUUCCAGCCCUUCUUUCAGCCCUGCGGUCGAUGGGCCCGGUGGUAAUCGGCAUUUCUUUAGGAUUCACCCUGAGUUUGCUCAGUGUAAACUGGACAGAAGAAGCGUGUCCCGCGGACGAGGGCGCUCCUCUGGGUCACGACGAACAGCUCAGAGGUGCCCGCAAACCCAAUUCCAUUGCCGCCGAGACCGAAGCGGAUUUCCAACCGAGAAUAGUGCCGUACAAACAAGUCGCGCCGAGUACCGCUAAGAAAGUUUUUCGUGCAAAAUAUGUAAGUACAGAACUGGGGAUUCGCGAGCGUCUGUUCGUUGGAGUCCUGACAUCCAAAAACACCAUUAACAGCUUGGGCGUAGCUGUCAAUCGCACCAUCAGCCAUCAUCUGGAUGCUGUGGUUUUCUUCACUGGCACACGCAACCGCAAAGCCCCCCACGGCAUGUCUGUAGUCUCGCAUGGCGACGAAAGACUGAUCUGGAACAUGUUUCAGACUAUGAAGUACAUCUUUGACCAUUACAUCAACGAGUACGACUGGUUCUACUUCGUCCAAGAUGACGUCUACACAGAAGCCGACAGGAUCAAAAAUCUUGUGGAGCACCUGAGUAUGAAUCGAGAGGUUUACAUGGGCUGUCCAGAGGAGUUCAUAGGUGGGGAGAUGGAAGGCAGCUACUGUUACGGAGGGUUUGGGUACCUUCUCUCUAGAACUUUGCUGCUUCGACUUCAACCCUUUCUCGAAAAUUGUCGGAACGACAUUCUGAGCGCCAGGCCCGACGAGUGGCUGGGCAGAUGCAUCAUCGACUACACGUCUACAAACUGUGUCAACAACUUUGAGGGGCUCCACUACCACCAUUAUCAGUUGGGGAAAAACACCGAUCCUAGCAAAGAGGAGAGCGAGCAGUUUCGAAGAGCUCUGACUGUCCAUCCAGUGUCUGACACUGAACAGAUGUACCGGCUGCACAGACACUUCACUGAGAUUGAACUGCAGAAGACUUACGAUGAGAUUGCUAAACUCCAGGCAGAAAUAAAAAAUGUCAGCGUUGACGCUUUCGACGGCAACCGAAGUGCGCAGUGGCCGAUAGGAAUCAACCCACCCUUUGAACCGAAAUCUCGUUUUGAAGUUUUAAAAUGGGAGUACUUCACUGAAGAGGAGAUUUAUUCAUGCAUUGACGGAUCCCCAAAGUGCGAAUUGGGUGGCAUUGACCGCAUUGACGUGGCUGAUGUCAUCGACGUCGCUGUCGGAGAGCUGAACAAGAAGUACAAACCAAUCUUGCACCUGAAGAAGCAGCGCCUGAUUAAUGGCUACAGGCGCUUCGACCCUACCAGAGGCAUGGAGUACACCUUGGAUUUACAGCUAGAGGCAGUCAACCAAAAAGGUCACAGCCGAUCUAUCACCAAGCGUGUUCAUCUGGUUCGACCUUUGAGCCAGAUAGAGAUAAUUCCCAUGCCCUAUGUCACAGAAGGUACGAGGGUUCAUGCCAUUAUACCGAUUACUGUGUUGGAUCGGGAUUACGUUGAACAUUUCUUCAAGGUCUUUGCCUCCAAUGCCUUUGAGACAAGCGAAAACAUCAUCCUGACCUUCCUGUUCAUUUACGACCCAGUGGAAGCACAGCAAGUUAACCAGAAUGAUAUAUUUGCCGGCGUUAAGACUCAGAUAAUCCUCUACGAGCGCAAAUACCCUACAGUGAAAAUCCCUUGGAUAAGCGUCAAGACAGACACACCAUCUCAGAUCAAAUGCAUGGACAUCAUCUCGAAGAAGCACCCAGUUGACACAUUGUUCCUUCUAGCUACUGUCAACACCGAUGUCAAUUCAGAGUUUGUGAACCGCUGUCGCAUGAACUCCAUUAACAACUGGCAAGUGUUCUUCCCCAUCCAUUUCCAGGAUUACAACCCCGACGUGGCCUAUCACAGCCAGCCGCGUCCGGCCACAAUCGACCUGGUCAAGGACUCGGGACAUUUUGAUCGCUGGUCAUUUGACGAAGCAUGUUUUUACAACGCAGACUACAUGGCAACACGCACAAAAAUGGUUGCAGAUGUCCAAGAGAACGAGGAGAUCCUCGAGACCCUGGACAUUUACGACAUGUUCGUAAAGUACUCCGGGUUACAUGUAUUCAGGGCAGUAGAGCCGGCAUUACACCAGGGCUACCGCUACCAAGCUUGCAACCCACGGCUCAGUGAGGACAUCUACCACAGGUGUGUUCAGAGCAACUUGGAAGGGAUCGGUUCUCGUUCCCAACUCGCAAUGCUGCUGUUUGAACAAGAACAAGGAAAUAGCACUUGAGAGCAAACAACCAAACCUCGACGCUUGCAUGUGACAUGAAAACUGUGUUUGUUUAAAGGGUUAUUGGGACAAAACAAUUUCAGUGCGUCUGAAUAUAAUGGCAACACUGAACUUCGCACACAGUGUAGCCCAUUUCUGGGGUGUGGUACCAGCUGGCUAAAAAUGAAUGCAGUACUGUUCUAACUAAAUCCUGUUUACAACACUGAUCCUUCAACGCGGCCAAACGUGACUGAACCGGACAAUCGGGAGCAAAUUGUAUCGGUGACUCAGACCUGCACACCUGGCGAUGGACCCUCGCACACAUACCAACUCGCUGCAACAGAAAAACUGCGACCCUCGACGUUUUAAGGUGCCACGUUUGAUCAUUUUAUUGAACCAUAAAGAACAUGGGGCGAUUGUCAAGGAAGAAGCCCAUCUCCCUGGCCGCCGUAGCUAUAUUGAAAUACAAAGACAGGAAACAAGUGAGUGUGGAUAUUUCGAAGCUGUUAGUAUUGAUAGCCACAUUCAUUGAGUGCACUCGUGCCUUUCGGAGACAGACUCGACACGCUUCACUUUUUAGCCUCAGGUACAUUAGUAAUUAUAAAUAUAGUUGAGUAUUAUUGUAAAACCAAGGUAUUCUUUUUUUAUACUGUAUUGGUACGGCUUGGCGACGGUUGGCCGAAUCUCGCUUGGUACCCAGAAACGUAAUUUUUGCUUGUGAAAGAUCAUGUGAUACAACAUGGCAUUUUCGACGCCGUCCACCUGUGAUUCAAGUUUCGCGGCAAAGCUGGUUGCCGACGGACGGCCACUCGUGAAAACCCUGCGCGCUGCUCGACAGUUCAGUGGCGUUCGAUCGCGUCGCUCGGUGUGGAAGUACUUUCCUACCGUUCUCGCUUGCAACGAGCAAUAUUUGACCACUAUGUUACAGAAACAGGGUGUUGUUGCGCAGGUAGUUUAACAAGUUUCUAUGAACGGUUGUUGACGUGUGGCCAGUCAGCGCCACAGUCACACAACACACCUUUUUCUCUGCACCUGCCUGUUUCAAUAACUUGGAUCUUUAUCUUGGUUUUCUGCUUCCAAGUCCUUUCAUUUUGCACUAGGGGAAAUCUGCAAUUGUUUGUGAUGGACAGAGCAUUGGCUGCUUUAGUGAGUUUUCAUGGUGGUCAGUCCAAGCCAGCCAAAUAAAAUGUUGAAAAGUGGUUUGCACUGUUACAGACGAGGGUCUUUGGUCUUUGGUUUAAACCUGUUUUGGUUUUGGAGUUUGCGUGUUGUUCAUAUGCCUCCUGUGGUUGUCUUCGAGCGUUCUCUACACUCCCACUGACCAAAAACAUCAGCCUUGGGUUAAUAAACGUGGUCCUUUUCAUGUUACAUUGUAUCUGCUCACAGAAGUGAUCGUCUAUUCAUACGCAACGUCUGUAGAUAUGCAUCAAAAUUGUGCACCGCAGGAUGUGUGCGCAUUUCCGAUGUCACAGAUGUGAGUGUGUUCCAACGAAGUUGCUGUAAUUGUGCCUUGAAACUGAUUUUACAUCGGGUGGUUCUUUUGAAGUCAUAUUUAUGUCGCAUAAUAGUUUUGCCACGCAGGUGCUGCAGUCGCUGUAUUUUUCGUCCGUCUUUUGGGUUUUGAUAUGCCUCGCUUCGCCAAUGUGUGAUGAAGCCGAGUAGAGAUGUCGCAUUCUGGUUUUGGAGGCCCAUUUGGGAGCAAGCGCCCUUCCGCGAGUCGUGCAUGUGCCUCAAACCGCGGACUGGAGUACUUCCUGCCGGCGUUUGCUAUACGGAGGUGUCCGUAAGGCAGUGGACAGUGAGCUACUAUACGUGUGUACAUUUUUCUUGAAUCUUUUAAGUUACUAAAGAUGUAGCCACAGAAAGCUGAAAAGAAGUAUGAAUAUUUGCAGGAAAACAAAACAAUGUUGUUGUUUUUUCCCAGGAGUUUCUUCAUGAAGCAUGGGAUACUUUGAAAGAAUGUGGUAGAAAUGAUUCAUGGGAACAACGUGUGUUGCAUUAGCUCAAUAAGAGCUAAUGUUUGAACUCGCUUAAGUUUUAAUGACUCCAAUUUUAAAUCACAUGUCAUUGUCCUCCUCGUUUAAUUUUAUUUUGUUCUCCAUUUGCAUUUUAAGAUUUAUGAGUUUUACUGCAACUUUAUUAGAAUGGUAGCAAUAGUUGUAGGAAUGUUUUCAGUUGAGGUUACUUAAAAAGUGCAAUAUUGCUGCUAACGCCACUGUUGAGCUGCCAGAUGGCGUACAUCUGCGUUUAUCUGACAAUACUAUAUGAUACCUAUUGUACUUUUUUAAACAUUUUUUUUUUUUUAAGUCACAGUCAGGUGUGUUCAUUUUGAACAUACGCAUGAAAUCAAACAGGUAUAGGGGAUUAAAAGUGUGUGGCAAGUUUUCAAAAUUGCUGGAAAUGCAAUGAUUUUAGCUACUUAUUUAAGGAAGUGUCAGGUUGAUGCCCCUCAGCAUGCUUCUGGUGAUCGUCCAAUGAGAAUUAAACGGGGCUUUUAGGUAGGAAAUAGAAGGCCAAGAGCUAGUAAAAUGAGCAAGGAUUAUUUUUUUUUCUUUACUGUGAUUCAUGCAAUUAUUGAAUAAUAAUAGCAGCACCGAGCUGGAAAUGAAUGUACGAAUGUACGUUCCAGUCACAUUCAUUUUUCAACCAGUGUAAAUUGAUUGGGAUUGAGUCCUAAUUGCAGUUAAUAGAAUUUACAUCCUUGAAUGGAAACAUAAUUCUGAACAUUGCAUUCCACCAUCAACCCUACAUAUUGGUCCUUCAUCAUCAGCUGUACAAUUUAUGUUAAGGUUGAAAUUAAAUUGUAUGUUUAAAACGCCAUAUUUUGCAGAACUGUUUUGCUGUAUCCUUAUUUUAACUAUUAUAAAUCACAGACCAUGGUGUUUGUGUCGUCUUGCAUUCACUUUACUGUGUGAUGUUUAUUAUUUUUUCCUUUUUUACCAAGCCAAUGCUCUACUGAAUGUUUUCCUGUAAAUAGCAUGACACAAUGAACCAAUAAUUAAGUUAACCUUCCAAAAAAAAAAUAAAAAAAUACUGUGAAUUUUUGCUAGAACAAAAUGAGUUGUGAUCUGUGUGUAUUCACCAAAGCCAACAAAGUAGGACAAUAUUGAACUAUGCUGUAGACUAUUUUAUAAUAACGCACUAAUUUUAUAGACACUUUGUCAAGCCUUUUUAAUUCCACACAUCACUUUAUAUUAUCUGAUGACAACACCUCCUUUGCUGUUACUUGCUAUUGUUUAUUGUAGCAUUUGACCUCCUUGACCAUUUCAAUAAUGCCGUUUGGUUUUUGGUCAAGUAAUAGUACGUUUCAGAAACUAUUUCAGUAUUUUUUAUUUUUUAUUUUGUAUUUUUUUUUUGGUGGCAUUUAUGAUCUUGGAACCAAUUGUGUUUGAUGGAUACUGGUACUAAUCUAACCAAACAAGUGAAGCAAUACUUUAAUUGAUGCUCAUCAUUUUUGACUUUGCUGUAAUUACCAAUCAAAUGUG